CGGGGAGGAGCAUGUUAGUCUGCGGCUAGCGGGAGUGCACACUCGGGUGGGCGGAUCGUAGCGGUGACAGCGACGCUCGCAGACUCCAGACAAACUGUCAAAAAACAGACAACUAACGCCAUGGCGGAGUUAGAUCUGAGUCUGAGUGACGCACUUACGGACAGCGUUCCCCAGCCAGGUCCGGAGAGCCUGGUGGAGAGGGACUUUGUGGCUCAGCUGGAGGCUGAGACCUUCGACGAUAAGGUCGGGGAAACGGUGGGAAAGACAGAAUACAUACCUCUGCUGGACAACGACGACACCAGGGCAGACACCGGUGCUGCAUUGGAGAAUGGACAGCAGGAAGCUCAUGGGGUGCAAAAACCUGGUUGUAAGCUGAGCGCGGGGGGACAGACAUCAGUGUUGCGCCCAGAGCCGCAGGGAGAGGUGCGGACACACUCACUUGACCAGCAGCAGGCCUUGGCUACAGACUUCUUAUCAGCCUCCAUGGCAGGUUAUUCAGAUCCUCUGGAAUCUCAGAGCAGCCCGGCCCAAAUGAUGGAUACUGGCCGGAUGGAAGCUUUUUCAGGCUUCUCCCAGCCUGGUGGGAUGGGGGUGAAUGUGGAGGUUGGGCCUGCACCCCUCUCAGCAGAGAGGAUUCCAAGUAUAGCAGAACCCCAGCAUCCAACACCCCCAACGGGUUCAGAAGCCCCCAAAGGGCACAGCCCCAUGCUGCCUGAACCCCAGACUCCUCGUAGUCCUCUGGAUCUGUCAGCAGGUGCCUUAGGCAACUGCUGGCCAGAUGAGGCUGGCUGCCUAUCAACAGACCUCCCUUUCAGCCCCAGUGUCUCCACGGUGAUCAGUCGCCAUGCCGCCCAUCUCGCAGUCAGCCCUGACGACCCACCUGAGAAUUGGCCUAUUCGAGAGAGCCCUGCCUAUGCUGGAGGCGAUGAAAGGGAGGGGGAUGGUUCAGACCGAAAACAGAAGAAGAAAAAGAAAAGGCGACAGAAAGAUGAGGGAUCUUAUGAACACCCUGAGAGUAGGGGUCACCCAGAGGUGCAAACACAGGGCGAAAACACUCCUUCAACAGAGGAGUUCUAUCAGAGGAUUGGCCCAAGGCGGGAUAGAGGAGAUAGUGCCUGGGAGGAGCAGCUUGGGAAGGGUGGAGGCCGGAGUAAGAAAGGUAAGAGCAGGAAGAAGCUUCCAGAGGAGUGGGGAGUGACGGCAGAACCGUUUGUCCCUUCGCCCACAGCAGCCUCUGUAAUCACAGAGGAGGUGAAGAUGGAUCUAGGAGGUUCAGUUCAGACAAAACUGGAGUCCUCGUUCGCAGACAUGGACACCAGCCAAAGCCCCUGGAAACAAGAGGUCUACCCAGAAGAAGGAGUGAUCCCUUCCCCUCUGUCUCAGGACCUACUAUCCCCAACAGAUGAUUCUCUUAACCCACUGGUGCUGAACAGCGAGCUGAAAGUCACAGCAGUUCCGUUCACUAUGCCUUCCACCCCCAACAUUGCAACACCUGGCUCCUUCCCUAUGGCUUCUCGCCCUAGUGAUCCAUUUGACCUCCUGAUUGAUACUGAAAAUGCAAGCUUAGGCAACAGCAGCCAGGCCUUUUCACCUGUUGGUGAUAUGGUUGACAGCGGGGUGUUUGGCAGUUCCCUCCAAGAGUCUUGUGUUCAAGGCAUGCCUGAGGAAGACACCUCUGCUUUCAGCCCCGCCUCCCAGCCAAGCCCAGGUAUUUUCCCGAAAAGUGAAGUUCGAGCCUCGGCCCCACCUCUCUCACCUUCAGAUGCUUCAUGGCUCCUAAACGACUCCAACGUGAGCAGCAACAGCGAGCUAUUUGACUUCAGUGAUAUGAGCGCUUCAGGUCACCCUUUAACCUCAGGGCUGUCCUUCGACACCCCUAGCCCAGCCCCUCUCCGCUCUCCCAAAACCACAGCGCAGGAAUUCCAACCCAAAGAGCAUAAAGAUGCCAAAUUGGCCCAGAAGCAACCCAAGAAGUCCUGUUCUUCAUCUUCCUCCUCCUCUGUAAAGAGUCCCAUCUCCCCAGGAGCAAACAAUUUCCCUCCACAAGCAUCCCCAGUUAUCAACCCCUCUUCCCCUCCAUCAGCCAACCCCGGAUCUGGUCUUAACCCUACAGCUAAGCCCUUCGUUCCCAGCUUUGCUGAUUCCAUGGAACAACCAGCCUUGGUCCCUCCAGUUACCCCCAUCAUCGAAGUAAAAUCGGACAAGAUGGAGAAGGCAGAGAAGCUGGAGGACAAUAUUAAGAAGGUGGACCUGUUUGACCCUCUGGAUAAAGCUGAUCAGAAGAGCGUGAAGGUGGAAUACGCAUUCAGCGAGACUCCAGCCAAGGUGGAGAAAGAGAUGGAGAAGGAAAAACAGACAGAUACACAAAAAGAGGAGGAAAAAGAGGCAGAAAAGGUGAAAGAGAAGGAGAUAAAAGAGGCAGACAAAGUUAAAGUGGAGAUGGAGACAGCCAAAGUGAAGGUGACAGAGAAACAGACAGAAAAGGUGGAAGAAAAGGAGACAGAAAAAGUGGAGUCAAAGCAGCAGAUGGCAGAAAAACAGGAUAAAAUGAACAAGGUAGAAGAAUCAGCAGAUAACUUGGUGAAGACCGAGAAAGUAGAAAAAGUGGUGGUGACAGAAGGAGUAGAGAGCAAAGUGGAGAAGAAAGAGAAUGUGGAAAAAGUAGACACAAGUGUGUCCAAAGUGGAAGAAAAAACGGAGAACAAAAACACUGAGAAGCUCGAGAAAACCGAGAUGAAGGAUAGCAAAGAGCAGCACAUGGACAAAGUGGAAAAGACCCCAGAACAUCAGCCCAGGCCCGUCGAGCUGGAGAAGAAGGGGGACACGGAGACAAAGACGACACCUGAGGUGGAAGACUCCAAGAAAGAAAAGGCUGACGCAGACAAAGCCAAGAAGGCGGACAAGGUGGAGAAACCAAUGAAGAAGAGCGACAAGGAGGAGAAGCAGGACAAAAUGCAGGCCAACAAAAAGAUUGUGGAGAAAAAGGAUGACAAGAAGGACAAGGCUGCAAAAGCAGACGGAGGAGAGAAGAAACCUAAACCGGCAACUAAUGGAAGCAGUGCCACUCUCAGCAGAGACCCGGCAAGUGCAGACAAGAAGACCAAGCCUGCUGCCGGGGCGACCAAACUCAGCAGUGCUGCUAAAACACGUCCGAGUACCGCAGCCACUGGUGGUUCACUUUCAGCUCCUACUAAGCGCCCCACAUCCUCCACCACUACCGCCACCUCCAUCUCAGACAAAAAAACAACCACAGCUAAGGCACCAUCCACAGCUAAGGUACCAUCCACAGCGGCCGCUGGUCCAAAGCGGCCCUCCACCACUUCUACCAGCCGCCCCACAUCCUCCACCACCACUGCACGUGACGUCAGGCCCAAGACAACCACGGAGAGGCGCCCCCUUGUGCCAAAGGCCAGCACUGCCACCUCAACUGGCUCCACUACUGCCACCAAAAAUGGAACCGCUACCACAGCAGCCAGCAAAACUGCUACAUCAGCGCGCACAACGGCGUCUACUCGCACCAUUACUACCACUGCAGCCAAAAAGCCACUGGGUACAACAGCCUCCAAACCAGGAGAGGAGAAGAAGCCCGGCGCUGUGAAGACGUCUACAGCCGACUCCACCAAGCCCAAGACCACCAGCACCAGCAGCACCGGCCGCAGCACCGCUUCCACCACCGCUGCCUCGCGCACAGCAGCUAAACCGGCCACACCCUCCUCCACCAUUGGCACUGCACCAGAGAAGAAGCCCAUGGUGCCUCGCACCCCCCGGGCCGCUUCCUCAACCACCACCCCCACCACCUCAAGGACCACAGCUCGCUCCAGCACAGCACCGGCCCCCGACAUUCGUAACGUCCGCUCUAAAAUUGGCUCUACAGACAACAUGAAGCACCAGCCUGGAGGAGGGAAGGUGUCAACUGCCUCUCAGAGCAGGGGCGUCGCCUCCAAAGAAACAAGCCAGAGCAAAGUUCAGAUAGCCUACAAAAAGCUGGACUUCAGCCACGUCUCCUCACGCUUGGGCUCCAAGGACAAUAUGAAGCAUGUUCCUGGUGGAGGGAAUGUGCAGAUACUCAACAAGAAGGUGGAUCUGAGCAAGGUGACGUCAAAGUGCGGCUCCAAGGACAACAUCAAGCACAAGCCUGGCGGUGGCGUCGUGAAGAUCGAGUCCCACAAAGUGAGCUUCAGGGAAAAGGCUCAGUCCAAAGUGGGCUCCAUGGACAACCUGAGCCAAUCCCCUGGUGGAGGAGACAUCAAGGCUGAGGGGGCCCAGGAGACCACGGAGGGGAAUGGGACCGCACUGAGUGGCACCACGGCCCCAGGCUCCGAGCCAGGGCAGGCAGGGAGUCCUGCUGCCCAGGAGAAUGGGCUGAAGGAGGGGGCUCCCUGUGAUAGUGAGGGCCUCCGGGAGCCCCAGGCUUUGGACUCAUGCAUCCCAGAGACAAAUUGAGUGUUUCAAGCUCAACUUCCGCGAGAAUGCUCGCUCUCGCACGGACCACGGCGCUGACAUCAUCACCUGGCCGCCCCUCCCCCCCAGGACAACAACUAACCCCGCCCACACGGUUGCUCCCAUUCUCUACACCACCACCACCCGACUCCUUGUCUCCCUCAUUGAAUGGUUGGCUCCUGCAGGCUGCGUUAGCUCCCCCUCCUUGCUGCAUCUUCAGGGGGACAACAGCUCCUUAAAGGGAUCUUUACCUUUCUUACCCCCAUCAAACCCUGAAAAGAAACACCUUUUAUCUUAAAUCUGUCAUUGCAAUUUCUUUUUUGAAUCCUCCAAUAGUUCUGCCGCUCUAGUAUCAACUUCAUGUUAUCAUGCCUCCUCUCACAUCUGAGCUCAUCAUCAUGAUCCAUAGCUACCCCCCCUCCCCUUAUAUUUGGCUGAAGUGACUUUAUAGACUAAGCUUGGGCCUUGGUGGGAAUCUAUGUGGAGGGAAAUGAGGGGAAGGUUUUCUCACAUGUGUAGUUGCGUCUUCUCAAAGCUGGCUGACCUGGAAACGGUGUGUUUCACUCGGAAACCUGGUGGUGUACUCUUACUCCGCAUCGUCUCACCUCCACACACCAAAUAAGCAGCAAUCACUUCAUUUGUCAACUGAGCAGCAUGGAAACCCUCUCGGACUCACCUUUGGCUUCUGUCACACACAUAGCUUCUCUUUUCCUUGUGACUUUAGGGGCUGUUUUGUUCCCAAUAACCACUCUCGGCUUCAUUAACAUAGUAAUUCAACGUGUAUUUCAUCUGCUUCGCCACUUCCUCUCUCUUCCUUAUCACUUACCAUAAACAAGCUGACAAACAAAAAAGCAAGUAGGCUGUUUGAACCAUGUUAGGCUGUAGCUAACUCUUUAUUCUCUGUGUUUGUGAUGAUGUGUUUGAGUGACAAAAUUGUGUAAAAAGGAGCUUUGGUGUCCUGUUCGGAUGUUUCUGUCUUUUCUCGAGUUUUCUUUCUUUCCUCCUAGUUUCUUGAUUUUCAAACAAGUUUUGUUUUAUUUAUUGUACGUCUCUUUCUGUGUAAGCAAUACAGUGGGAUGUGUUUUUGUUUUUCAAAUAGCACUCGGAAAAUCUUGGAAACACGCACAGGUUUUUGCAAACCAAGACACACGGUGAAGAUAUUGAGAGGGAGGAAGAGAGUGAGGAAAGGAGGUGUUGCUAGAAGGAUGGAAAAAGAAGCAUUUGAGGUGUGCGUUGCAUUUAUGGCAAAACAUUGUUGAAAACGGAACGUUUUUGAAAUGCAAUUGAUGAAGUUCGCUGAAGUAGAGAAGCUUUAACUGAGCAUGCAGUCCAGAGGGACAUGAGGAAGAUGUCAAAGGAGCUGUGUGUCACAUAUGUGCCUCCUGUCCUUACCUGAAAACUACAGUAAACAAGGAUGACGAAGGCUCACGCCUAAAACUGGUCCGACAAAGAGAAUAUGAUAGUUGACAAAACAGACGUAAAAAGUUAGGGACAACCUGGUAUUGCUGUUUUUUUGUUUUUAAAGGAAAUUCUGUAAAUCCAGCUGUCCUGUUAGUAGUCAUGGUUGUUCAAUUUCAGGUGUUUCUAUGAGGGUUAUGGUAGCAUGUUGUUUGGCAGUUGCUGAAUACAAAAACAUCUCUAAUAUGUGUUUUCUUGUUUGAGUAUUGGCAGUGGAACAUGAUGUGGCUUCAUACUCUUUUCUUGUAGCAAUUGAAGAGGAAGAACUGCGUUCGUUUCAUCAUUAAUUCUACCGCUUUAAACUCGGUGCAGAUUUGUAUACAGUGACUGAAUGUCUCAGAUUUACAAAGAUGGAUGACAAGCGCAGAUUAUUUUUUUGUAGUAUUUUAUUUCAGUGGUACAUCCGGUUUAGAAAUUGAUUCUGCUCAUUAUUUACUCGUCAGGCAUCACUUCACUCAGUUUUCAGUAUAGUGUUAUAACAAAGGCUUGGAUAUCAUCUGAAACAGUUUUGCUACUGAAAACUAAACAUACUUUUGUGGAGAUCUUAAACCUGUUUUUGGGGGGCAACUUGAAGGCAGCCCAAAUAAGCUGUAAACACAAAAUAGACCUACGUAUUAAGACAUUAUGAAGUUAUUAUGGCAAACAUGUUAGCAAAUAGCCUAUCACUUCUUGACACCUCCAGCAGAUGGAGAGCAACAUUAGCAUUUAUUCAGAGUCGUGUCUCUGUCAACUAUGUGAAUGUAAGUCCAAUUUUCCCUCUGCUUUGGUCUCCACCCACUCCUGAGGGAGACAUCUAGCUGCAAGAAGCUCCACUAAUUUCACCAGCCAGCUGCUAAAUUUGUUAGUUUAUUCAAUCAAAUAAGGUAAAGAAGAUUAUGAAUCCGAACAAACAUUUGAUGCCAACUUUUGGUUUGACUUUUUUUUCGAUACUAUAAAGUAUCAAACUUCAAUAUCCAACGCUAGUCACAACACAUAUCUGGUAUAACAGGAGAAAGGGACUUCCAUUUCUAAUCCGUCUUCAUUACAAUUCUUCCGAGUCAUGAAAAGUAAGUGAUAUCAUUUUUUUUUAAAUAUUCAGUUUCAAGACUAAAGCUUCAUGGACUGCACCCUAGAGACAAUAUGAAACACUCCAGACUUUUCCUAUUCAAAUUGUCCCUUUAGCGAUGAUUCGUAAAGAAGCUUUGACCGAACUAAAUUGCACCUUAAUGCUUUUAAUAUAUCAAAGAGGGCUCACUGUGACGGAGUGUUGGUGUUUGAUUAACAGUUAAAAAUACCCCUCUAUGAACAAGUGAUCCUAAAUGGCUUAAUUAUGAAUAAGAUUUCACGUGAUGGCAUUAAUAGAGCAAUAAACUGAAUUACAGUGCCCUCAUUUAUUUCACUACUAUUCAAUUAUAAAACACAGUUCAAUUCAAAUCCACUCAUUAUUUAGUUUUAUUUCGGAAUCCCUUUAAAUGUUGUAUAAGAAAGCCUUUUACGAAAGACCUAGUUUUUUUGUGUGGUUUUUUUACAAAGUAGUGAAUAACUUCUAAUUAAUGUCUUCUAAACAAAUGUCCACGCGCAGAUGUUGCCGUUCUUUACUGCCAGUUGAGGAUUGAGUUCUGCCGAAAGAGCAGAUCAUCAAAUAGUUAAAUUGCUUUGUUUGUGCCACGGCUAUCGAAUAAAUAAAUUAUUCCUUGUGCCUGUCCACAACCAUGAUUUAGCUUUGUUUUAACCCCAGAGUGUUUACUUACCACUAAUUAUGAGAUUGCACACGGAUGUAUAUAGAUAUUUUAUUGCUGAUGCACUCUUUAUGGCCCACAAAUAAAACAAAAAGACAGGACGGCAACAGGGGGUUUGGUAGGUAGGGCUUUUUAAGGUUUGUUCAACAGCUUUUAUGUCCAUGAACCUUUAAUGGUUCUGAGGGGAGGAAGUGUUUUAUCAUGACUAUUAUUCUGAUUAUUAGUAUGAAAAAUUGAAAAAGUCUGCCUUUUUCAUUAGAAAGGGGCCACUGAAGUGAAAGAAUGUCUUUUGAGAUAUAUUGUACUAAAGACGCAACACUUUUGUAUAUGUAUUUAUCGUUGUGUUCCUGUAGCCUCGUGGUAGUCGUGCUCUCAUGGUUGAAGGGAUUAUACUUUUGAUUUGUGACGGCCAGUUUCACAAACUGUGUCGUGGAGAUUCUCCACGGAUGUGCACAACGAGAUUUGAACCCCCAAUGCAACACAGAAAUUCUUUUAAAAUGUCAUAAAGUCUGAUUUCAAUUAAACACUGUUGAUUUAGAAAAUGUUGACCUGGCAACAAUUAAAUCAAGACAUUUUUCAGUCGCAUUUGUUGUGCACAAUUACGCAUACACACAAUGUAAUGACUCCCAUAAAGCGCAACCCAGUCUUAAGAUAAGAAUAAUGUUCGAACUAUCUGAUAAACUUCUCAUUCAGGACACAGUGACCUCUGCAGGUUCGUAUGAUAAAAAGAACCAAGCGGACUGAAGCUAAUGCACCUGAAACACAUGACACUCUAUAUAACAGUGGGCAAAGGGAAUUUGUUGUUCAAGCAGGCACUAAGUGUAGAGGUCGAUGUCGAUUUGGGAGUACUGCAUAUCAGACAUAUUACAUAUGGCACGCAAAAAGCAUCGACCUGCCGAGGAGAGGCACACACACCGAGACCCUAACACAUCCUUGUCUAAGGUUAAGUAACUGUAGUUUUCAGGUUUUGCUUGUGUAAUAGAUGCUCCUCAGUAAUCUAUCCAAGGAGCGUUGUAGAGCUUCAUCUACUGCCACUGCACUCAUGCAAGAGUAACACUAGCUAAUAAACACCUACUGUACCUGCAGAGCAUGCUGAAAAACAACAAUGGGAUGUGUUAGGUAGACUUACUAUGUCAUUUGCAGAACCUCCUCGUUGUUUUUUGUUUUGUUUUCUUCAUUAAUUUGAAUUUUAUUUUUUUGGUUUGGAAAAAAGUGUGUAUUGUGAUUACUUGUUGAUUAGUGAUGUGAUUAUUGAACAUGAAAUAAAAAUGGACUAAAACUCUCA
Messenger RNA from Cottoperca gobio, 8901 nucleotides. RefSeq names its product microtubule-associated protein 4. The record is from RefSeq and is a predicted model, not a curated record. The coding region runs from base 121 to 4443 and encodes 1440 amino acids. The transcript has 18 exons. Gene Ontology annotation, cellular component: neuron projection. Gene Ontology annotation, biological process: neuron projection development; microtubule cytoskeleton organization. NCBI's taxonomy places the organism in Eukaryota, Metazoa, Chordata, Actinopteri, Perciformes, Bovichtidae. Gene Ontology annotation, molecular function: microtubule binding.